AUGUGUGGAGACAUAGACUCUCGUCUUCGACUGUCGCAGCGCAUGUAUCCGAGCAAGAUUGGCACACUCGCCCCGUUCACGCACCACAGCCUCGGUGCGAUAAGGGACACUUAUCUACCGGCCUUUCAGCUGCUCGCUCCACCUGAGCAGUGCAGCAGUUGUCUUCUGCAGGGCAACAGGCACGUCUGCUCGGACAGCUUAGCUAGUAAAGCGACCAGUUUCUCUGCUGUGUGCCUAGCUCACAUGCUCUGUGUUCCUCGGAUAUCACAAGUGAAUCAACAUUACUUUGAGGCGCAUAACUGUGAGAUAUCCAUCUUCGUACUUGGAUUGUUGCUCUCUAUAAGCUCUAGUGAUUUCUGUGCUGCACGUAUUGACGAGAAACGUGGUUACUCGUUACUAUUGUAUCAAUACGUACAGAGGGCAUGCUUCUGA
Messenger RNA from Giardia duodenalis, 432 nucleotides. RefSeq lists its product as uncharacterized. NCBI's taxonomy places the organism in Eukaryota, Fornicata, Diplomonadida, Hexamitidae. The record is from RefSeq and is a predicted model, not a curated record. Bases 1 to 432 code for a protein of 143 amino acids. The transcript has a single exon.